CACAGCAAAAACAACUCCAUGAAAAUUUGGGAUUACUCGACCACAUCAAUGAAGAAACUUCGAACCCGACUAAAUUCUAUUGCAAAAGUUUACCGUUGUUAUGGCGAGAAAGCGUAAAAGCAGUCCUGGCGUUAGAGUCGUUGGACGUAGAAUCUACGAUUCAAAAGAUGGCAAAUCCUGCCACCAGAGUGAUGCUUUCAAUGAAGCUAGUAGUAGUAGCACUAGUGAAUCUGUUCCAGUGACAGAAGUGGUUUCUAAAACAGAUGUUGCCAAGGAGAGGAAGAAAGUAUUCUGCAGGAGGAGCAUAAUGAGACAGGAUAGUCAGUUGAAGGCUCAGCUUCCUCAGGCUACACGCUUGACUUGUGUAUUAGGCAUUGAUAUACCCACUAUAGAAGCUGCAAAUAUAUGCCAGCUUUUCGAGUUUUGCUCUGCCUUUGGAAAGGUUCUUGGUUUAAAAGAAGGACAAGCUGAAACUGUUGUCAGUGAGCUGUUUGUAUGUGGGCGGAACACAAGGAGUAACCAAUGCUGCUCUAUUAUCGAGAUGAUGAUUCAGUUGUUGGACUUAAUAUCACAAGAUAGAGAGAUGUCUUGGACUCUAAGUGCAUCUGACAGCAGUUGGUUCACUGCUAUUGGAGAGAUAGUAUUGGAGUCACAAGUUUUGAGAGAUGAUGAGUUCCCACCUGAAACUUUUGAAGCUGGUGUUGCUGAGUACGAGAAGAUGGAUGCAUCAAGAAAGCUCAAGCUUCUAAUUUUUCUAUGUGAUGAAUUACUUAGCACACAGCCAAUAAGGGAGUACAUUAAAAGCCAAACAAAAGAGUGUGAACAACAUAAUAAAGAAGCUAAAGAAAAGGCUGCAACCGCCAAGAAAAAGGAGAAGCAACUUAAACAGAAGAUGCAAGGUGAUGUUGCCAAAGCCAUUAUGGAAAAAAAUGGAGCUCCAUUUUCCAUUGAGGAACAUAACUUAAUUAUAUCUCAAAUAAGAGCUGAAGCUAAUGAAGCUCACAAGGAGAUGAUGGAAGCAAAAGCUAUACGUAUAUGUCAUGCACGUAGAACUGAACCAAUCAUGAAGGAUGAUGAUAAUGGUCUUGUUCUUUGGAAACUGAAGUGUUAUGAAGAAGAAGAAUCAAAGUUUUUGCUUCAAGAUCUAGGAGCAUAUGAUAAUUUGUGGCGAAUUGAAAGAUGGUUAGCUUUUAAGCCUGAACAGACACUAGAGAUAGAGAAAUGUCUCUCGUACAAGAACAAGAGAAGAAGAGGAUGAUGUCUCUUCGGGGAUGAGGAUGCUGAUAAUGGAACGAUCUAGAAGAUGAGGAUGCUGAUGAUGAUGAUGAUGAUGAUGAUGAUGAUG
Molecule: messenger RNA, 1345 nt
Organism: Capsella rubella
Lineage: Eukaryota; Viridiplantae; Streptophyta; Magnoliopsida; Brassicales; Brassicaceae
Exons: 10
Coding region: 101-1258 (385 amino acids)
Biological process (GO): regulation of DNA-templated transcription
Cellular component (GO): nucleus
Source: RefSeq, a predicted model, not a curated record